GAAGGUCAAACUCCUUAGACAGAUCUUCUGCUUCAAGCAUUUGCUUCUAUUUCACCUUUUGUUUUCAUCUGCGACUACUCGAGGGACGGUGCACGCGCGUCAGACAAAAUGGUGAUGAUGGGCAGCAUGCAGCAACGGCGCGGGGGGUUAAGGUCCAAUGCUCGACAGUUGUUGGCAGUUUGCAUGAGCGGAGUUGUGUUUUUCUCUAGCGGACAGGCUGUUGCUGAUAAUCUUCUUGAAGGACUCCUGCAUCGGACUUUGCAGCAACAAGUGGAGGUGACUUCAAGGCUAACCGUAGCGGGUUCAGAUGCGAAGUGUGAUUUCUUUACGCCAGCCACACAAGAUUCCCCCCCAGUUAGUGGCAGCUUGACGUUGUCCAAAGGAAGGAUGACGGCCACUUUUGAAUGUUCUGCUACGCAGGCACUGAGCAUAUCUACGAUACCGACUAAUAUUGAGCAGAACGUGUGCGAUCCCAAGAAGACAACAAAUGGAACGGUGUGCCAGUUUGGGGCAAACGGCUCGGCAGGCACAGAAGUAACGCUGAAAGACUUACUUGAAACAGACCGCAUUGUUAAUUGGAAAGUGAACGAACAGAGAGAAGAGAGCAACAAGUCGCAAAAGUGGUCGUUGGAGCUGCAUAACGAAGACCUUCCUUUAACUGACAAGGCGUUCGUCGUCGGUUGUCAAGCCACUUCCGCUGCCAGAGGUACAGAAUCCGGCAAAACGGCUGCCUGCAAACUCACGGUGAAUGUGGAAGCGAGGGCUUCUUCUCUUGCAGAAAAUAACGUUGUGACCUGCGCAUACGGCAAAGGCAGCAAUCCGAAUCCCGUGGAGGUGGAGAUGUCAACGGAGAAAAACACACUGACCAUUAACUGCGGCAGCGACGGUUCUCUCCAGCCGACGACAUACGCAGAAGAGUACUGCGUCGCAGACAGUAAAGACGUGAACAGAUGUUCGACAACGAGGUUUGUAGAGAUUUUCCCCAAGUUCCUGAAGAGCUGGUGGGUGACAGAGACCCAGAAACGGACUUCAGCUACGCUGACUAUUCCCCAGACGGACCUUCCCGAGGCGGACCAGCAGUUCCUUGUGGGCUGCGUCCCCAAGAAGACUGCUCCUGAGGACCCCAAGAAAGAUAAGGAAAGUGGAACAGAGACCGGCGCGCCAACGAGUUGCACUGUGCUGGUAACUGUCAAAGCCGCGAGCUCUGCUUCCCACGCAUCACCAACUGUGCAAAUCUUGGCUGCAGCCUCUAGCGCGGCCGCCGUGACGGGGUUCAUUGUUAGUUCCUUGGGAGUAGGUUGGUGAUCCCAUGUCUUCUCGUGUGUUCAACGUUUCCGCAUGAUCUUAUAGUUUCUGCUAUUGGCUGUGGCGUGCCUUAUCCUUUCAGUGACAAAUUACGAACGUCGUGCCCAGAGCGUGUGGUAUCAUGUGGUAAGUUCAUGCGGCG
Toxoplasma gondii ME49 is the source of this 1447-nucleotide messenger RNA. It is a transcript of the gene SRS16C, whose product is annotated as SAG-related sequence SRS16C. The transcript has a single exon. The record is from RefSeq and is a predicted model, not a curated record. Gene Ontology annotation, cellular component: membrane. Bases 109 to 1305 code for a protein of 398 amino acids. NCBI's taxonomy places the organism in Eukaryota, Apicomplexa, Conoidasida, Eucoccidiorida, Sarcocystidae.